CAACUGUCCGCGUAGCAAGCGGUCCUCCAUUUCUCUUCCACUGUUACAGUCCCCACAUCUUCAACAUAGCCAGAACUGUGCAGGAUGCCGUGCAAGAAUGAAAACCAAGUUUCUAUGCGUCUAGUCGAGUAUCCUCGAAAUGGACGGGUGCUCAGGAGAUGGACGUAUGAACGAAGCUCAGAGAGGUGCUGCCCUAUGUCUCGUGAUGUCUUUUCUCAGGGGCUGUGUGGAGAGGGGUCUACAAGAACAGAAUCAGCAAGAUAUUCGUACCAUGAACGACCUGGCGCAUCGUCUCCACAAGCACACGAUUUGAAACAAGAGAGUAUAUUCAAACGAGAAAAGAAACAACAAGAAGAAGAAGCCGCCGAAGAGCGACAGACUGAGGUCAAAAGGCAACGAAAAGGAUCCAAAUAUGAUAAUGGAGAUAGUGAUCGAUGGAAAGCAACAAUUCAAAUGGGCUCAGCAGAACGUAGAAAACGUAGCAAAGAGCCAAGUGAUUUGCAAAUUAACGAAGGUGCAGCGCUGAAAGAGAUGAGCAAGUUGUAUCAGGAUUUGUUGGAAAGAUUCGAAAAUCUAAAGCAGAAACAAGAAACUCAGGUGGCUACUGAGUCUGACAGGACCCGACUACGUCGCUUAGCUGAGAAAGAUGAUAGCGUAUAUAAAAUGUUGAAAGAGCUGAUCGCAACCGUCAAGAAUGUCGCGGAAGACUUCAAAACUUGCGCUAUGCUUGCCGGUUCUUCAAUGAAACGUGCAGAACAUCACGAGCGUGAUUUGGACCAUAUUAUACUUGAACUGGAAUCGGCGUAGGCAAUGGGAGUGACAUUGAGU
Cylicocyclus nassatus is the source of this 828-nucleotide messenger RNA. NCBI's taxonomy places the organism in Eukaryota, Metazoa, Nematoda, Chromadorea, Rhabditida, Strongylidae. The record is from the annotation of a GenBank genome assembly.